CAGGAACCGGAAAUGCGUCUCAGGCAUAAACAAAGUCAUCUUGGGGCGCAGUGCGCUGGUGAGAUCGAAGUCCUAUCAUGGGGAACACAAGUAGCGAGCGGCCUGCUCCCCAUAAGGGGCGAAGAGAUAGCAGCGGAGGGACGACGAAAGGGGAAGACAGAGCCAAGAUCCUAAUGGACAGUCCGGAAGACGCAGUCAUGUUCCCGGCCGAGGAUAGUAAGGCUCCGUUGGAGAAAGAGGAGUUCCUGGCGUGGCAGCAGGAUUUAGAAGUAAAUGAUAAAGCGCCCACCCAAGCUCGCCCGACGGUUUUUCGCUGGACUGGCGGAGGGAAAGAAAUUUAUUUAGCGGGGUCUUUUAAUAACUGGGGGAAAAUACCCCUCACAAAAAGCCAAAACAACUUUGUUGCGAUAUUAGACCUUCCGGAAGGUGAACAUCAGUACAAAUUUCUUGUGGAUGGCCAGUGGACUCAUGAUUCUUCUGAGCCAGUAGUCACCAGCCAGAUGGGGACAGUGAACAAUGUCAUUCAAGUGAAGAAAACGGACUUUGAAGUAUUUGAUGCCUUAAUGGUGGAUUCCCAGAAAGGCUCCGAUUUAUCAGAGUUAUCCAGUUCACCACCUGGGCCAUACCAGCAGGAACCAUAUAGCUGUAAACUAGAAGAACGUUUUAAAUCUCCUCCCAUCCUCCCGCCGCAUUUACUCCAAGUCAUACUUAACAAAGAUACAGGAAUUUCGUGUGAUCCAGCUCUGCUCCCUGAACCCAACCACGUUAUGCUGAAUCAUCUUUAUGCCCUUUCGAUUAAGGAUGGGGUCAUGGUGCUCAGCGCUACCCACCGUUACAAGAAGAAAUAUGUCACCACAUUGCUGUACAAACCAAUAUAAGCUUCUGCCAGAGACUGAUAUGUUAUUUACGCAUUUCCACUUUUUUACAUGUUAAAAUAAAUACAUAUAUUAUUUACAGAA
Spea bombifrons (plains spadefoot toad) is the source of this 959-nucleotide messenger RNA. RefSeq names its product protein kinase AMP-activated non-catalytic subunit beta 1 (gene PRKAB1). Gene Ontology annotation, molecular function: protein kinase binding. NCBI's taxonomy places the organism in Eukaryota, Metazoa, Chordata, Amphibia, Anura, Pelobatidae. Gene Ontology annotation, cellular component: cytoplasm; nucleotide-activated protein kinase complex; nucleus. The record is from RefSeq and is a predicted model, not a curated record. The transcript has 7 exons. The coding region runs from base 78 to 878 and encodes 266 amino acids. Gene Ontology annotation, biological process: signal transduction.